This is a messenger RNA of Pieris brassicae (large cabbage white), 2945 nucleotides long. It is a transcript of the gene Rox8, whose product is annotated as nucleolysin TIAR. The record is from RefSeq and is a predicted model, not a curated record. Gene Ontology annotation, molecular function: RNA binding. Lineage: Eukaryota; Metazoa; Arthropoda; Insecta; Lepidoptera; Pieridae. The transcript is spliced from 4 exons. The coding region runs from base 203 to 1366 and encodes 387 amino acids.
GAUGCGUUUGUUUCCGAAAGUGAACGUUUCACGAGUCAACAGCAACGUCUUUCAAGAAGUUAUAGGCACUGUUUGCGACAUUUUUCUUUCUUUAUCCGUCAUCAAAUAUUUUAUGUGAUGAAAUAACACGUUGUGUAGCAUAUAUUUCAAUAUUAGUGUUAAUAGUCGUAAUAAAGUAUCCGCUAGAUUACGAUAAGCUAAUAUGGGCGACGAAAGCCACCCGAAAACUCUCUACGUCGGAAAUUUAGACGCGAGUGUGACAGAGGAAUUCUUAUGCGCGUUGUUUGGACAAAUAGGCGAGGUAAAAGGAUGCAAAAUAAUUCGGGAGCCCGGUAACGAUCCUUAUGCGUUCCUUGAGUUUACGAAUCAUACGUCGGCGGCUACGGCUCUGGCCGCCAUGAACAAGCGAGUGUUUCUUGACAAGGAAAUGAAGGUUAACUGGGCUACAAGUCCGGGUAAUCAACCCAAGACCGAUACGAGCAACCAUCACCACAUAUUCGUAGGUGACCUGUCGCCAGAGAUAGAGACACAUAUUCUUCGAGACGCUUUUGCACCAUUUGGUGAAAUUUCGAAUUGUCGAAUAGUGCGCGACCCACAAACACUUAAAUCUAAAGGUUAUGCGUUCGUAUCAUUUGUGAAAAAAGCAGACGCGGAAUCUGCGAUACAGGCUAUGAAUGGUCAGUGGUUGGGAUCGCGUUCUAUACGUACUAAUUGGUCGACGCGUAAGCCUCCAGCUAAGGGUACGAAUGAAGGAGCUCCCACUAGCAAGAGAGCAAAACAACCUACUUUUGACGAAGUUUACAACCAAAGCUCACCAACAAACACCACAGUGUAUUGUGGAGGCUUUACUAGUAACAUAAUUACUGAAGAUUUAAUGCAAAACACAUUUUUACAAUUUGGUCCAAUACAAGAUAUAAGAGUGUUCAGGGAUAAAGGUUAUGCGUUUAUUAGAUUUACCACUAAAGAAGCAGCGGCUCACGCUAUAGAAGCAAUACAUAACACAGAAAUUAGUGGACAUACCGUAAAAUGCUUCUGGGGGAAAGAAAAUGGUGGCAAUGAAAGUCAGAGUACCAGCAAUCCACCAACCGCACCACCAGCAAUGGGAGCACAAUCACAAUACCCAUAUCCAUAUCAACAAGGCAUGGGAUACUGGUAUGCUCAGGGCUACCCUGCAAUACAAGGCUAUAUGGCGCCUGGAUAUUAUCAGCAAUAUGCUGCAUACAACAACCCGCAAGCAGCAGCAGCUGCUGGAUAUCGCAUGAGCAUGCCGGGCGGCGCAGGCGCAACCGGCGGAUCGUGGGGCGGGUCGGCCCAGCCCGUCAUGUACGCGUCGGCCAUGCCCUCGGCGCAGUACCCCUCCCAGUAGCCGUCACACGCACACGCAUACCUUACACUGGACAAUACCGAGCGCACACACACCCGCCUACGCGCGCACGGCUCGAGUUGACGACAUCCCAUAGACACGUCCUGGCCCAUUGAGGUCACGGGAAGACUGGUCUAAUUCGACUUCAACACGGCACGUCUGAUUAGAUUAUGGCUAACAUUUUCGAGAAGCGUCUCACGGUUUUCGACAAUGGUAGUCAUCUCAGUAGGGUUCCUGUUUAGACUUCACAGUCGUCGCAGGCCCACUUAUAUUUAGAUUGAAUUAGGGUUUAUUUGAUCGUAAUAAACGUCAUCGAGGGAUGGGGAUGUCAACCUGCGCCAGGCGGACCUUUUUAUAUACAUACAAUUAAAAACAAAUACAUUUAAGUUAGGUUUACAAUAUGUUUUUUACUUCUGACAUCAGAUCCAUCGCGUGAACGUGAUGUUCAAAUGUCUUAUGAAAUUGGUUUAUACUAAAAAAAAUUGUUUGUAAUACUGCGUCACACAACAACACUAAAACCCCUUUUCUUGAUUCUCCUUUCGGCAAAACAUUUUUAAUGUCUGUAAGCAAUAAAUGUUUUGUCCAUUUAUUUGCCUUCAGUGCGAUAAAUUUUCUCACUGUACAGAAUGAGUCUUUAAUACUUUUGAUUCGUUACCGAAUUCUCUCUUUCUGCAGUUUAUGCGCGGCAUAUUCCAAACUAUAUAUCUUUUUUUAUUAUAUACACAUUCUAUAAAUUUUAUUUAUCUUUGUUUUGUCAGACAUGUUUAAAAAUCGAGUUUCAAUUUUACACUUUUUAAAUAUAGCUACCGUUAAAACCUCGCGUUUUUUGAACGGUGCUAUAGUAACGGUACUAACACUCAGAUUAAUUUUUUUUAUGGUACUUAUAAAACGACGUUCUCCAACACAGACCGAAUUAUUUUCAGUACUACUUUAAGACAAGUUUCUACCAUUUGUUGAACUUUAUGUUACCUUUGCUUAUUUUGCAAAGUAUUGUCUGUGUUGAUCUUCUAAACAUUCCAAUCAACAUUAUUAGCCAAUCACACUUCUACCUUUGAGCUUGUCGAUUCGCUAAUGACUGUUGAGAUUAACCUCGUUUUAUCGUACCAUAACCGAGAUCUAUUGAUAAUCUCAGCCUUCCUAUGCCUUACCACACUACAAAUAACUUUACAGAUUAUCUGUAUCUAGCCAGGUGUGGUCCAGUGUAAUGUUUGUGUUCUGACAUCCGGAUGACAUGACAGCGGGUGGAAGUGCGCAAACAAGAGUCGAUUGUUUAUGGGCAGAGUUGAUUGAGAAAGCGCCAUUGAAUGUUUUUGUUUCUCGGCGCCCACAUAGAUAGGACAUAACGAAAUAAAUUAUAAAUUUAAAAAAAAAAAGUUAUAUUUAAGGGAGGUUGUGUCGCGAGUGGGCUCGUGUACAUAUUUGAUAUUUAUUGGAAGCCCCGAAGGCAGACUGAGUCCGGAACACUACGGAAUCGCCAGACCGUUUGACGUAUUUAAGUUCGGCAUGUUGUUUUGUUUGUCUCAAUAAUUGUUAUGAUUUAUUGUAUGGAACACUGGUGAGUCAAUAAAGCAGUGGGUCUGGA